Messenger RNA from Mustela lutreola (European mink), 2512 nucleotides. It is a transcript of the gene SLC2A6, whose product is annotated as solute carrier family 2 member 6. The transcript is spliced from 10 exons. Gene Ontology annotation, cellular component: membrane. Gene Ontology annotation, biological process: transmembrane transport. The record is from RefSeq and is a predicted model, not a curated record. Lineage: Eukaryota; Metazoa; Chordata; Mammalia; Carnivora; Mustelidae. Gene Ontology annotation, molecular function: transmembrane transporter activity. Bases 103 to 1626 code for a protein of 507 amino acids.
GGAUGCUCGGAGCGGCGGCUGCCCCGAGCGUCUCCCGGGCCGAGCUGCCCUCCAGCGCCCGGGCCCGCGGCGGCCGCACGGAGCCAGCGAGCGGGGGCGGCCAUGCAGGAGCCGCUGCUGGGGGCCGAGGGCCCGGACUAUGACACCUUCCCCGAGAAGGCGUCCCCGUCGCCGGGGGAGAGGACGCGGGGCGGGACCCCACAGAACAGGAGGGUGUUCCUGGCCACCUUUGCCGCGGUGCUGGGCAAUUUCAGCUUCGGGUACGCCCUGGUCUACACGUCCCCUGUCAUCCCGGCCCUGGAGCACUCCUUGGACCCGGACCUGAUCCUGACCAAAACCCAGGCAUCCUGGUUUGGGUCCAUAUUCACCUUGGGUGCAGCGGCUGGAGGCCUCAGCGCCAUGGUCCUCAACGACCUCCUGGGCCGGAAGCUCAGCAUCAUGUUCUCAGCUGUGCCGUCGGCAGCCGGCUACGCGCUCAUGGCAGGUGCCCGUGGCUUCUGGAUGCUGCUGCUGGGGAGGACGCUGACAGGCUUUGCUGGGGGCCUCACAGCUGCCUGCAUCCCGGUGUACGUGUCUGAGAUCGCUACCCCAGGUGUUCGUGGGGCUCUGGGGGCCACACCCCAGCUCAUGGCCGUGUUCGGAUCUCUGUCCCUCUAUGCCCUUGGUCUCCUGCUGCCGUGGCGCUGGCUGGCCGUGGCAGGGGAAGGGCCGGUGCUCGUCAUGGUCCUGCUGCUCAGCUUCAUGCCCAACUCCCCUCGCUUCCUGCUCUCACGGGGCAGGGACGCGGAGGCGCUGCGGGCGCUGGCCUGGCUCCGCGGGACCGACACGGACAUCCGCUGGGAGUUCGAGCAGAUCCAGGACAACGUCCGCAGACAGAGCACCCACAUGUCGUGGGCCGAGGCCCGGAGCCCCCACAUGUACCGACCCGUCCUCAUCGCCUUGCUCAUGCGCUUCCUGCAGCAGCUGAUGGGCGUCACUCCCAUCCUGGUCUAUCUGCAGCCCAUCUUCGAAAGCACCGCCGUCCUGCUGCCCCCAAAGGACGAUGCGGCCAUUGUGGGGGCCGUGAGGCUCUUCUCCGUGCUGAUCGCCGCCGUCACCAUGGACCUGGCUGGCCGCAAGGUUCUGCUGUUUGUCUCGGCCACCAUCAUGUUUGCAGCCAACCUGACGCUCGGGCUGUACGUCCACUUCGGUCCAAAGCCUCUGACUCCCAACAGCACUGUGGGCCUCGAGAGCAUGCCCUUGGGGGACACAGAGCCGCCCCUGGCCACCUCGUCCAGCUACCUCACCCUCGUGCCCCUGGUGGCCACCAUGCUGUUCAUCACUGGCUACGCCAUGGGCUGGGGACCCAUCACCUGGCUCCUCAUGUCGGAGAUCCUACCGCUGCAAGCCCGCGGCGUGGCCUCGGGGCUCUGCGUCCUCGUCAGUUGGCUCACCGCCUUUGCCCUCACCAAGUCCUUCCUGCUGGUGGUGAACGCUUUUGGCCUGCACGUGCCUUUCUUCUUCUUUGCCGCCGUCUGCGUGGCCAGCCUGGUGUUCACCGGCUGCUGCGUGCCUGAGACCAAGGGCCGGUCGCUGGAGCAGAUUGAGUCCUUCUUCCGCACCGGGAGGAGGUCCUUCCUGCACUAGGUCAGGGGCCCUGCCAUGGUGGGGGCAAACCACUGGGCGUCUGCACUGGCCACGAGCCUGCACACCAAGCUGGGGAGGCAGCAGCCGUCCGCCGCCGGACGGAGCACAGGAGGACCGGACAGAAGCGCGGCAGGCCCCCGCCGUGCAUGUUCUGGCUCUGGGCUGCAGCUCCCCUGUCCGGCCUGGGCCCCAACUCAGCAGCUGGCCAACUGCACGCCCAUCGGCCAAGACCCGCUGGCAAGGGAGGCGGCCAUGGGCCACAGGGCAGCGCACAGCCCAGGGACCAGGGACCAGGACAAGGCCCUGCUGGGUGACACGGGGCUGGGCUCCUUACUGCAGAGGACGCGGCCACGGAGGGCUGCACACAGGGACAGCGCCGUUUCGUUUGGAUCUGCUUAGUCAUCAUGGAGCAACUUGAUGCCAGCGAGGAAGAGAGACCCGCCGCUCUGAAAGCUUGUGGGCGCUGCAGGGGGCAUUCUGGACCCCCACAGGCCAGGGCCCAGGACCCAGCACUGACACUUCCUCCUGCCCCUACCCAAUCUCUGGAAACGGGGCUUAAGGGCUCCCGUCUGCAAACUGUGUCCUCCUGUUGUUGUCACAGUCAGGCUCUUGGCCUGGGGAGUGACAUGAUGGGGUCUCCUGCAAAUGGGGGAGCCCACCCAGCAGCCAGGCUCAGCUAGUCCCAAACCCUCAGCCACAGUCGCUAGGGCCUACCGGCCCAGGCAGGGCCCCCUCCGUGGGCCGCAGGACGGCUCUGUCCCACAGGCUCCAGCCCUCCCCAGCUGUGUGCCCUGGGCAAGCCAUGCUCCUCGGCUGAGAGGCUGUGAACAGGAGUGGGACAGGGCCAGCCACACGGAAGGUCAAUAAAACGGCAGUUACUCCCAGG